CAGAAGAAUAGAAGAAAAUGUCCCCGGAAAUAUUUCCCUUUGAAAUGCACGAUAAAUAAAAGCUGUGCGUUUAUUCGAUAUUAUAAUUCUGUGACUCAAUAAGUAAACGAAAUGUUGAGCAUGGACAUCUCCUCUGAUGAAUCUGACGACUGGUUUAUGGAGUCUCUAAUCGCAUACAGAGACCUGCAUCUGUUUCAACUCGACCAUCCUACAAAAGUAAUUGAGUGGACGGGUGACAAAAGUAUUUGUGUUGCAGGAUACACCGGAGCUAGAUGUGAAAUAUUAGAGUUACUUCUGCCUCUAAAGUUAUAUGCAGGAGACAAUCAAGGUCUUUGUGCAGAAAGAGACUUCAAGGUACAGCAUGGUGGCUUUUCAGAGGAACCUGUCGAGUUGAUACAUAUCCCAGGAACAAGGUGUGUGGCCACUAGUGGAAAUUCUAAUACACUGCAGAUUUGGGACAUUGGAGGCGAUGACAGUGAUGUUAUUAAGACUGGUGUCAUAAACCUCAAGAGCCCAUCAGCAAAAGGCAGUAAAAUAACACCUGGAUUCACAGACAGUCCAACAGUUCUUCAUGGUUCUUGUAUAAGUGACAUUCAGCUGACAGAGAUUGCAACAGGACAGGUUCUGUAUACAGUAGGGAAAGAGUCCUCGGAUUCAGUGAGUGGCCUACAGUUUGUGAAUGCUUUUGUGUUCCUCAUCUGUUCAAGCAACGGUGCUUUACUCCUUGGUGACACGAGAGAUCCCUCGAUUUGUCAUUAUCCUCUGGAAGAGAGUAACAGUGGUUUGCACUGGUCAUUUGGGUUGAAGAGUGACAGCUCUCAAUCAGAACCUUCCUGUUGUAAAGUAGCAAGAGUGUCUUCUUCCGGUCACAUGCUUCUAUCUGAUCUAAGAGAUUUACAGAGUCCUUUUUGUCAUACUCAAAUAAAGGUCCCACACAGUGCAUCAAAGAACCACUUUAUGAAUUCUUGGGCCCCCGUUCUCGACAAAUGUCUGUCUGUCAGACAAGCUGUUUGCAAUCCCUGUUUUUAUUUUUUAUUCAAAAUGAUGUCACACAAAAAUGAGCAUUUAGCAAUAAUUACAAAUAUGAAUCUCUUGUUACUUACUGAUGACAAAUAUGUUUUUUGUUGGGAAGGGUUCGAUGGAACAGUUCACAUCUACAACACGAACAAUUGGAGCACUGAGUCAUUGAGCCCUCAGCCAAUAUUUUCACACCGAGGUCAUGAAAUGUCACAUGAGGCAAUAUCCAGCACUUCCCCAGCUGUGGUCACCACUCAUUCUUGGCAUCAGUCUCGACCAAAAACUCUUCUUUCUGCAGCUACAGAUGGAUCUCUGCAUGUGUGGGACUGGGUGGACAAAAUCACGGACAGAUGAUGCUGAUCAGUAGAAAAAACAAUUGUGUAAUGACACAAGAUGGAUUUUUGUCUUUUUUUAAAGAUUUGCAAAGUAAUUUGCAGCCUGAGUACAAUGUUUGCAAACCAAAUAUUAAUAAAUAACACUGUCUUUGAG
Molecule: messenger RNA, 1506 nt
Organism: Danio aesculapii
Lineage: Eukaryota; Metazoa; Chordata; Actinopteri; Cypriniformes; Danionidae
Product: WD repeat-containing protein 73-like
Biological process (GO): cytoplasmic microtubule organization
Cellular component (GO): spindle pole; cytosol
Molecular function (GO): protein binding
Source: RefSeq, a predicted model, not a curated record